AUGAUCCGAAGCCACCCCUCGAAGGGCCAUCAAAAAACGGCCUCUCACUCUUCAAUUGAUCUGGCUCGUCAAUAUGAGCUUGACAUGUCCAAAAUCAACAAAUAUCUGUUCAGGGAGACGGAUCAGUCUGGCCGUCGGGCUGAGAAGUAUCUGGCACAUGUCCGUAUCAUUGAGGACUCAAAGUCCCAGUCUGAACGCCCACCCGACAACAGUCCCGCCCAGAAUAAGAAGGACCGUAUACUGAUAUUGUCCGUGAGGUCGUCGGGAAGGAUCCGUUUGCACAAGGCGAGGGAGAACCCGGACUCCAGUGUCCAGAUCGGUAGAACCUGGGAUUUUGAAGAGCUCGUUAAAAUUGAGCUUGAUCCAGAAGUUCCGACAGGUUUUAUCUUUGAGAUGGGCAAGAGGUAUUACUGGGAAACAAGUUAUCCCAAAGAACGGAGGGUCUGGCUUACAUCUGUGCUGGAGCAUUACAUCAGGUACACCGGGGGAAAGAAGCUUCCCCAGCUGGUCAAUUGUUCGGUCGACUAUUUCCAUUUGGAGCCCCUUUUACAAAAGUUUGUCCACAAGCUUCCGAGUCGCUCUGCAACCGCAGAGAGCUCAACAACGAUGACCAGCGAAACACGUACAGGGACUUCGGCUACAACAGCAACUGCCAACAGUUCGCCUCGAACACGUAUUUCAUCUCCCAUUCCAGUUCCGGGAACCGGAUCUCCAUCGAGGGCGGGGAUCUACAGCAAAAGUGACAUGCGUUUGAGAGAAGUUCAACGAACGACUUCUGCUCUCAAGGGUCUAGACAAAGAGCGGGAUCGCAAAGAACAGGAGCGCAAAGAACAGGAGUGUAAAGAAGAGGAGAGAAAAGAACGCGAGCGCAAAGAACAGGAGAGAAAAGAAAAUGAGCGCAAGGAACGCGAGAGAAUUGAAAGGGAGCGCAGAGAACAGGAAGCGAGAGCACAACAGUUAAGAGAGCAGCAGCGGAAGGAACAACAGCGCGAGAUGGAAAGUGCUGAGGCGGAAAAACGCGAGAAGGAACGUUUAGAGCAAAAAAGGCAAGAGAUCGAGUUUCGUGAGAGACAACAACAGGAACAGAGGCUAGAGAUGGAAUUACUUGAGCAGUCCAGACGAGAGAUGGAAAAAGCACAAACCCUAACUGCUUUGAAAAAUAACAGGGGAUCCACGUCUGCAAGAUCAGUCAAGUCAAUCGAAUUUAUAGGGCAUCGCAAGUCUCACCAUGAGAUUGAAGAACUGACCCAAGACGAUGAGUACGAGACUGUGUUCGACGACUAUGCUGAUGACGAACCAGAAACAGCCCCAUUGAACUUGAGCCCGAACACUUUGCCAGAAAAGCCGGAGAUUUCCACCAAUUCACUGAAAGUGCCAUCUCCAGUUCCUCAUAAUGUUGGGAAGGCAGAGAAAUUUGUGCCUGACUUCGAUAUCUCUGACGAAGAAGAAGAAAAUACAACCAUGGAUUUGCUGAGACCUCAUGCCAGAUCCAGGGCUUUCAGCAGGGUCGACACUGAAAAUCCAAAAGGCGGAGAUCUCUCUGAACUUUUCGAUGAGAUAGGGUGGGACCCCAAGACGGACGACUCCAAAUCGUUGCAGAAGAAGCUGCUUAAGGAAUUGGAAAGAAUUCAGUUCAAGAGGAUCGAAUCAUUGACGGAUGUGGUAGGCUCUACAUCAGCAGUGAACCAAGCCAUCAACAUGUCGAUCAAAGAAUGUCAGUCUAUUGACCCCAUCUUGGCCUUUUACGGAAUACAACUGGCCUCUUUCCAAGAUGAAGUUGAUUAUAUAGAGAAGCAAGGAAAAGGUCUACAAGUUGAGACGACGAACAAAAAGCUUCUCAUGAAAGAGCUUAACGAGAUCUUGCAUUCUGUGGACAUUUCUGAUCAGGAGCUGACUCGUUUGUUGAACGAGCGCAUUACCAUCGGUGAACAAAAUGAGGGUAUCGAGGCUGCUUUAGGCAAUUUGUAUGCGGCGUUGAUGAAGAUCAGAGGCAACGAUUCCGAUGAUGAAGAAAUGGGUCAAAUGAGAGCUCUUGAAGAAAAGAAGUCCAAGUACGAGAAGGCCGCGACCAGGUUUGUGAGUGGCUUCAAAAAACAAUUCAGUCAGCUGGUGAAGGCAUCGGUGACCAGUCUGAAUUCAAAACUUCAGACAGAAAAGUCGUUCGAUUCUCUGAAUUCGGCUCUUGAGCGUAAGCUUGCUGAACUGAUGACGUUGCAGGGCUCGGUGGCAUUUGUGAAACAAGUUUCACCAGAAGAUUAUAAGCAGAUGCUCGACGAGCAUAAGGAGGCUUAUUCACAGUUCUAUAUGAACUUUGUUUCAGUUCUUGUUGAAAGACUUGUUUCCGAAAAGCAAAAUGACAAGGUUUCAUCUUUUUCGUUUAAUAGCGAACCAAAAGAUAUUAUCCUUGGAACAACCAAACGAGCUAGGUCGACAGCUGAAUCCAAAAAGUUGCCGUCGAACACAAAAAUCUUGCAGGAGCUUGGUCUGAGCACGCCGUCUCCGGAGUCUCUCAGCAGCUCGCAGGAACCAAUGGAAAAGCAUACUUUUGCGACGGCGCUUUUAGACCUGUUGAGGCUGUUCUUCAAUACGGUUAUUACGCACCAACGCUUUGUGAUUCAAUUCUUCUCGUUGUCAUCUUCUGAAGAGUACAAUUUUGUCAAGAUGAUCAAAAAACCACUUGCUCUGCGGGUGCGCGAAUUCACUGAUUCCGAUGUUUCUCACAUGGAAGCAGACCGUGACGUUAGUGACCAGACUUUCAAUCUCAUGCAUAUGAUCGUUGGAGAGUCGAUCUACAAGUUAUUCAAGUUUGUGUCGAAAAUCGUCAAGGAAGACAUGCUAGAAUUUCCAGUCAUUUCAUUGUUUGCUGAGAAACUCAUUGCCGAGCUUUCGUCGACAGGUCAAGAAUAUGUGGUUCACUCGCUGGGCCGAAUGGACUCAAAGCUUGUCCUCAUAUGGACGAGACACAUUGAUAAGCAGCUGCAUAUUAUGGAAAAAGAGCCCGUUGGUUUCAAAGUUUACAAAUUUAGUAAAGCCUUCCCUGAAUUCUCCCGUCGUGUUGAAGAGAUGAUGGCCUUGAAUGGAGCUACGAGUGUCUCAGGAUAUGCCAUCAAGCAACAGCUAGACAGUGACUACAACAAACUAUGGGAGGGCCUCGACAGUUGUCUCCAUAGAAAUGCUCAAAUCAUGGGACAGCAUGAUGUCCUCCUUGCCAGAACGGCGAGCGAGAACAUUCGGCUAGAGCUUACCAAAACAGUACCAUCUGUCGUUGAAACGGUAGCAAGCCACCUGGUUCUGCUACUUAACUAUACAUGGCUGAGUGAAGAAGUCAAGAAUCUGGACACUUUGCCUUCUGCCAUCAGAUCAAAGAUCGAGGAGUUGAAGUCCAGCGAGCUCAGCGAUUUCUGUGAUUCUUAUGCCAAGACCACUGUUAUAGGAGAGCUCAUGUCGGUGCUGGAUGGCAUCGAGGGGCUGAUCAAGUCUCAUACGAACCCAUCUCGCACAAACGCGUACUCAACCGCCAAUAUGAGCAAGCUUUUGAAAAAGUUCGAGUCGUCCAAGCUGAAGACCUAUAUUAAGCAGCUCUCGACAGAGCUUUCAUCGCAGAUCAUGGGCAAGAUGACGUGUGGUGAGGAAAGCGAGAUCAGUCGAAAAGUUGCCCAGGAAAUGGAGAAGGAUCUCUUCAACAACUGUUUGAACUCACUGUGCAUCAUAUACAACGUCAGUUUCUCGAAGCUGAACCAAAUUCUCAAAGAUUACUACGAAUCGCUCUCCAACCCGGUCGAUAAAAUCGUUAUCAAUUAUAACUUCAGCAAGGAGUAUCUUUGA
This is a messenger RNA of Ogataea haglerorum, 3825 nucleotides long. RefSeq lists its product as uncharacterized. Bases 1 to 3825 code for a protein of 1274 amino acids. The transcript has a single exon. Gene Ontology annotation, molecular function: phosphatidylinositol-4,5-bisphosphate binding. The record is from RefSeq and is a predicted model, not a curated record. NCBI's taxonomy places the organism in Eukaryota, Fungi, Ascomycota, Pichiomycetes, Pichiales, Pichiaceae. Gene Ontology annotation, cellular component: plasma membrane; exocyst. Gene Ontology annotation, biological process: Golgi to plasma membrane transport; exocytosis.